Gambusia affinis (western mosquitofish) is the source of this 879-nucleotide messenger RNA. Its product is annotated as transmembrane and coiled-coil domains protein 1-like. The record is from RefSeq and is a predicted model, not a curated record. The transcript is spliced from 4 exons. Lineage: Eukaryota; Metazoa; Chordata; Actinopteri; Cyprinodontiformes; Poeciliidae. Gene Ontology annotation, cellular component: endomembrane system. The coding region runs from base 143 to 835 and encodes 230 amino acids.
UCGAACAAUUUGUUGCCUAGCAACGUGGCUGUAGUUUAACAGUGCAGCUGCGUCAGUCAGGUUGCGCAAACUAUGAUCCAUUUCCAAACCCUGACCCGUUUCAGAUGAUCCGGUUUGAAGCCAGUGUGGCAGAGUAAAGAACAUGCAUGAAAGCCACGAAGGUGAAGCUAGAGGCCGGAGCCACUCGUCAUCCUUGUCUUCUGCAGACAAGCUCCAGUCAAGCAGCACCAGAAGCAGGUCUUCUUCCAGGGAAACUGUGAAGUGUCAGAGUGAGAACCAAGCCGUACUUCUGAAUGCUGCGCUCAGUGACAUCCAGCAGAUCAGAGAAACCCAAAAGAACCUCGAGAAAUCCCUGAAAGCCUUGAGAACCGAGUACCAGCAGAACCACAACCAGAUGCUGAAUGCGUUGGAGGAAGAAAGGUCAAGGCUGAACGUUUUGGAGCGGGAACUCACUUACCUGACUGAGCUUCAUCACAGGGAAACGUCGAACUUGCAGGAGGAGAUAAGCAGCACAAAGAAAAUCAUUGACAUUCGGUUUAACGGAAAAGCGGAGGAGUUUUCUGUGGCGCUGGAAAAAUGCCAGAGCCAUCUCAUGAAGAUGGAGCUGCAGCAGCAGCAAGAGAUGGAUAUUGUGAGAAAUGAAUACAGCACAGCACAGAUUAUCAUCGGAAAGCUGAUCAGAGGGCUGCUUGUUAUCAUGUCCACCAUCUUAGUAUUUGUGUGCACACUGAACAAAGUCAUCUUGCUUUUCAAGUCAUCCAGACACUUCCUCACUGCUGUUCUGCUGGCUGUCUUCCUCUUUCUCCUCUUCAAGUACUGGAAUACUCCUACCUGACUGGAGCCCAAGAAGAUGCCAAAAAUAAACCUUUUUGAAGAUCA